CUCCCUUCCUCCCUUUCACUGCACUCUCUCCAGAGCUACUUCUUCAUCUCUCUUUGUUCUUCUUCUUCGGAGGAUGCUGUGCAGCCGGAAAGUGAUGAACUUUCUGGUGAGGAAGGACGUGAGGAAGAUCUUGAAGCGCAAGGACAGUGAUGCCGGGGAGAGAGGUAAAGAGAUAGAAGACCUGCGAGCUUCGCUUUUCAGUGAGUUAAGGACUUCGGAAGGUGCCAAGCGUCUGCAACAACGAAUUUGUGGUCCGACAGUGUCACUGACCUUCAAUUUCUUGGUCUCUGUUGGUAUAAUCCUGAUGAAUAAGCUGGUGCUUGGAAAAGUUGGUUUUAAUUAUCCCAUCUUCCUCACAUUCAUUCACUACAUUGUGAGCUGGUUUUUAAUGGCAAUAUUGAAUGCAUUGUCCCUUUUUCCAGCAUCACCUCCGUCGAAGACCACUCCUUAUUCUUCUUUAUUGGCCCUUGGGCUUGUCAUGUCUCUCUCAACUGGGCUUGCCAAUGUUAGUUUAAAGUACAACAGUGUGGGUUUCUACCAAAUGGCUAAGAUUGCUGUCACGCCGACAAUUGUUCUGGCGGAAUUUAUGCUUUUCAGAAAAACAGUUUCGUAUCAGAAGGUCCUAGCACUGAGUAUUGUGUCAGUUGGAGUAGCGAUUGCCACUGUUACCGACCUUGAGUUUCACUUCUUUGGCGCAUGUAUUGCAGUGGCGUGGAUAAUUCCUAGUGCUAUCAAUAAGAUCUUAUGGUCCAAUUUUCAGCAGAAGGAGAACUGGACUGCUUUAGCUUUGAUGUGGAAAACAACACCGAUCACUGUUUUUUUCUUGGUGGCCAUGAUGCCUUGGCUCGAUCCUCCGGGUGUUCUGUCAUUCAAUUGGAGUUUCCGCAACACAGUAGCCAUAGUUAUGUCAGCAGUCCUCGGUUUUCUGCUUCAGUGGUCCGGUGCUUUGGCUCUCGGAGCAACCUCAGCGACAUCUCAUGUUGUCCUCGGUCAGUUUAAAACAUGUGUAAUCCUUCUCGGUGGCUUCCUUUUGUUCAAUUCAAUACCCGGCAGGACGAGCAUCUUUGGAGUCAUUAUCGCUCUGUCCGGUAUGUCUUUGUACACAUACCUCAAUUUGCUAGACUCUCACAAACAAACGGCAAAACUGGGAUCUCGGCAGUCAUCUUUCACGGCAUUACCGAAAUCUAAACUGAGCAAAGAGAACGGGGAAUCUACAGACCGAAAUUGCAACUCUGAAAAUGUAUGAGAAGCAUAUCGGUUUUAUUCGAGAGUGUACUCCUAACCAAGAAAAUUUUCCGUCUAAUUCGAAAUGUAAUGUCAUCGUUCGAUUAAUUUGAUCAGUAUCUUCUGUUUUCUACAAUAUCAUACUGUAUUUGAGUGACUCUCAAGUGUUCGAAAAUCUGAAAGUAUUCCAUUUCUGUUC
Messenger RNA from Dioscorea cayenensis subsp. rotundata (Guinea yam), 1423 nucleotides. RefSeq lists its product as uncharacterized. Gene Ontology annotation, molecular function: UDP-xylose transmembrane transporter activity; antiporter activity. Gene Ontology annotation, cellular component: Golgi apparatus. NCBI's taxonomy places the organism in Eukaryota, Viridiplantae, Streptophyta, Magnoliopsida, Dioscoreales, Dioscoreaceae. The transcript has 7 exons. The coding region runs from base 74 to 1246 and encodes 390 amino acids. The record is from RefSeq and is a predicted model, not a curated record.